UUUAUCAAGUGAGCUGCUUUGAAGUCACUAUGCCUGAUCCAGCCAAGUCCGCUCCCGCGCCCAAGAAGGGCUCCAAGAAAGCGGUGACCAAGACCCAGAAAAAGGGGGAUAAGAAGCGCCGCAAGACCAGGAAGGAGAGUUACUCCAUUUAUGUCUACAAGGUGCUGAAACAGGUUCACCCCGACACCGACAUCUCUUCCAAGGCCAUGGGCAUCAUGAACUCCUUCGUCAACGACAUCUUCGAGCGCAUCGCCGGGGAGGCGUCUCGCCUGGCGCAUUACAACAAGCGCUCCACCAUCACCUCCCGGGAGAUCCAGACCGCCGUGCGCCUGCUGCUGCCCGGGGAGCUGGCCAAACACGCCGUGUCGGAGGGCACUAAGGCUGUGACCAAGUACACCAGCUCCAAGUAACUGGGGAGCCUCUUAA
Molecule: messenger RNA, 426 nt
Organism: Gopherus flavomarginatus (Mexican gopher tortoise)
Lineage: Eukaryota; Metazoa; Chordata; Testudines; Testudinidae
Product: histone H2B 8-like
Exons: 1
Coding region: 30-410 (126 amino acids)
Cellular component (GO): nucleosome
Molecular function (GO): DNA binding; protein heterodimerization activity; structural constituent of chromatin
Source: RefSeq, a predicted model, not a curated record